Molecule: messenger RNA, 507 nt
Organism: Aspergillus versicolor CBS 583.65
Lineage: Eukaryota; Fungi; Ascomycota; Eurotiomycetes; Eurotiales; Aspergillaceae
Exons: 1
Coding region: 76-264 (62 amino acids)
Source: RefSeq, a predicted model, not a curated record
UUGUACUGCUUGUUUUCAUAGUGGCGAACGACCUGUCGGAAUAGGGAGGCGUCCUUCGAGCUCAAUUGCUGCGGCAUGGUGGGCGUUGCAGAAUUGUCGGCGGAGUUUUGUUCAGGUGGUCGAGGGAAGCUGGCUGGAUGUGCGCGGGGGGAGAAAAGCGGAAACGAGGAGCAGCAAUCAGGCGCCGAUAAGCUCAGCGCCGAAGCCAACACUAAUCCAACUUUCAGCCCUCUGAGCACGAUUGACAAGCCAGACCCAUGCUGAAUUCUUCAAGCCACCUGCUAGACAUCUGAUGCAAAUUCUCCAUCGCGCUUCAGCCCCGGGGUUGUACCGACGCUUCCUCGAGGGCAUCCCGGCACAAGACAAAAACGAUUAUCCGAGACGCUUUCGUGCAUCACUGUAACCACGCAACGCCAAUAACGACUCGACGGGAGCAACUAUUGAAGGAGACUUCAAUAUCACAAACCAGCAUCAAUGAUGGGAUGACUGGCGUCUAUCCUCAACACG